AUGGUCCACCGCAUCGCCUUCUGGAGCUUCUUCGGCGUCGCCGCUCGCUUCUGGCAAAUGGGCAUCGAGAUGCGUCCGCUCUUCAACAAGUCUUCCCUGUGGGCGUACCCCGUCUACGCCGCCGGCGGAGCCAGCUUCGGAUACUGGCUGCAGGGCGUCGACGACAGGCAGACCGCUCUGCUGACGGAGCGCAAGAACAGUCUCCUCGACAAGAGGGCUAGGGCGGCUGCUAGGGAGGCCGCCGCCGAGGCUGAUGCUUCCUAG
This is a messenger RNA of Geosmithia morbida, 264 nucleotides long. Its product is annotated as NADH-ubiquinone oxidoreductase 14 kDa subunit. The record is from RefSeq and is a predicted model, not a curated record. Bases 1 to 264 code for a protein of 87 amino acids. The transcript is spliced from 2 exons. Lineage: Eukaryota; Fungi; Ascomycota; Sordariomycetes; Hypocreales; Bionectriaceae.